AUGAGGGUCUCGCUUCUUUUGCCCGUCGCCUCUGCAGCGUUUGCUGCCGCCAGUUUUAUCGUCAUUCCGGACGAACAAACAAUCAAGCUCGUUGCUUCCAACCGUCACCACCAGGCUCCGAUUACUUCCGAUGACAAGCAAAAAGUCGUUGAGCCUGAGAAACCCCGUCAUGAUGGUGGACCACCUCAUGAGCAUCAUGGACAUCAUUGUGAUGUUCUUCAUCCACAGUAUAUUCUUCGGGAACGCUAUGCAGAGCGUAGCCGUCUGCACCACCGUGUGCCAGGAUUCGACCUAGAUACCAUAGAGGGAUUUAGUCCGGCACAUAUCUUCCCUGGAGAGGGGACGUCCAGACUGUCUGAUUUCUUCCGUUUCUAUCGUUCUCCUGGGGAGCCUGAUUAUUAUCCUCACUAUCAUAGGCUGCAUAGAGCUAGAGGGUCAUACGGAGAAUCUCCUGAAGGUCCUCAUGGGGUACCACACGCAAGGCCACGCCCAGGACCAUAUCCUGGACCACACGAGAGUCCGCGUCAGGGUCCGCGUCGAGGUCCGCGUCGAGGUCCGCGUCGAGGUCCGCUUAGGAGCCCGCGCUUACCACCCCACAAAGGUCCACAUGGAGGUCCGCACGAGGGACCCCGUAGACGUUUUGAUGACGGAGAAGAGCCUCCACGCUGGGGUCCACCACCAAGAGAGCCAAGGGAGCCUGGCGAGCCUGGCGAUAGACCACCACCACAUUGGGGGCCGCCACGACGAGGGCCUGGCGAGCCUGGAGAAGAUCCACCAUCAUGGCCACCAAAGCCUCCAGGCAAUCCUGAUGAUAUUCCACGACAGCCACCAGACUGGCCACCGGAGCCGGAGCCGGAGCCGUGUAGGCCAGGUAAGCCUUGUGGACCAGGUAGGCCAGGCGAGAGGCCGCCGCCGCCGCACUGGCCACCAAGAGAACCAAAGGAGCCAGAUCAUAAACCACCACACUGGCCCGGCGAGCCUGGCGAUAGACCACAUCCACCACACUGGCCACCAAGAGAACCAAGAGAGCCAGGGAAAGAUCCAAGGCAUCCACCUCCUCGACAUAACCCAUGGAAGCCCCAUCCUCCUAAUGAAACUAUCUGGCAGCUGAUCUCAAAGUCCAAUCAUACCACUAAAUUCGCCUCCAUCGUAUCCGAACAUGAAGAUCUCGUCGCAGUUCUCAAUAGUACCAUUGCUAACUACACCCUCUUCGUUCCCACCAACGAGGCGUUUAAGAAGUUCAAGAAUGCACCAAAGGAUUGGAAGCCGCCAAAGGAUGUGAUCAAGAGAUUCCUUACUUACCAUAUUAGCAACGGCGCAUAUCCUGUCUUCAAGCUUCUUCUUGGGCAUACUAUUGCAUCCGCUUUAGACGGAGGAGAACUUGGUGGGAAUCAAAGAAUCCGUGUCGCACUUGGUCCUGGUGGUCUUAGCGUCAAUUUCUACAGCCAUGUUGUCGCCGGCAAUAUCUUCGCAACCAAUGGCGUCAUCCAUGCUGUCGAUGCCGUCCUCUUUCCUCCACCACCAGCCGGCAGCAUCAUUCAUUUCUUCCCUUCUGAAUUCAGCACUUUCCUUCUUGCCGCCCAUCUCACAAACUUGACUGAUGAAAUCCCACACGAGCAUACCGGUGGAACCCUAUUUGCUCCCCCCAACUCUGCUUUCCAGAAACUAGGGCCAAAGAUCAACGCCUUCCUCUUCUCCCCAUGGGGCAGGAAGUACCUCAAAGCCCUUCUCAAGUACCACAUCGUCGUCAACGAGACCUUGUAUUCCGACGCAUACUACCAUCCAACAUCAAAGGCUGGUGUCAAACCCCAGGAUAUCCCAAGGGGACAUUACCACGUCGAUCUUCCGACUUUGCUUGAGAAUAAGCAUUUGAGUAUUGACAUCAGCCGCUUCGGCGGGUUGAUCACCAUUCUUAUCAACGCACAGUCUACAGUUAAGAUUCAAGAUGUCAUUGCAAAGGAUGGUGUUAUCCAAAUCGUUGAGAAUGUUCUGGUUCCACCAAAGAAACCACCAACUGGCGAUUCCGCUCAAGAAAUCGAGGAGUUCGAAAAUGCUGAAGAGCUCGAGAAUACAAUGGGAAUGACUGUUGAGCAAUUCCGUGAGAGGUUUGAAGGGUUGGUCGAGGAUGACGGUGUCACUGGAGAAUACAAUGAGGAGGACGUUCUUAAUAUGUGGAAACACUAA
This is a messenger RNA of Orbilia oligospora ATCC 24927, 2184 nucleotides long. RefSeq lists its product as uncharacterized. Gene Ontology annotation, biological process: macroautophagy. The transcript has 2 exons. Bases 1 to 2184 code for a protein of 727 amino acids. NCBI's taxonomy places the organism in Eukaryota, Fungi, Ascomycota, Orbiliomycetes, Orbiliales, Orbiliaceae. The record is from RefSeq and is a predicted model, not a curated record. Gene Ontology annotation, cellular component: fungal-type vacuole membrane.